CAAAAGUGGCCCGUGUGUGUGUGUGCGUGUGUGUGUCUGAGGACGACGCGAGACGUCCCCUCGAGCCGCGUCCGGUCACAGCGAUGCGAUGCGCCGCGCGCGGACGCGUCUCCUCUCUCCUCUUCCCCACUUUGGCAUCGAUGCGGUUCGGGUGCAGGAGAGCAGUUUCGGGCGUGACCUCGUAGCCGACGCUGGAUUCUUUCUCGUUCACGCGCCGUAAGGGUUUGCGCGUUGUUUAGGUUGUGACUCACGGCGCAGUGGCUCCGCCGCCUCGCGGACCGCGCGCGGGGAGGACUUGUUGCGCGCAUCCGGGGAGAGCGCGCGUCCGCGCGAGCGCUGUUUCGUUUCUUCAGUCCAAGUCCACGCUCUGAUUUGUGAUGGACCGCGGAGGUCAGCGCACACCGGCAGCCUGAAGUCAGACUGCGGCAUCGGGGCGGUCAGUGAGUUUCCUCCAGCCGCUCCGGCGGAUGCUUUUCUGCACUAAAUGGCUUCUGCGCGCCGCCAAGUAGAACUUUAUUCGGGUCAGAUCCGAAGGCUCGGUUGAUCCCCCCCCCCCACCCCCCAUCUCCCGUCACGUCGACAUGUCUGAGCGGGAUGGAAACGGAGACGCGCUGUGCGGCGACGGAGCGCCGGACUUCGUCCCGCCGAGAGCGUCCCGCGGCCGGCGCAGCGGUGUCAUCCAGGACACCGACGCCAUUCUGCUGGAUUCGGUGAAGGCAGCUCCCCGCCGGAGCAGCAUCAUUAAGGAUCCCUCGGUGCAGAAGGUUGGCGGAGGACGGAAGAAGACCGUCUCCUUCAGCAGCAUGCCGUCUGAGAAGAAGGUGAGCAGCGCCGCAGACUGCCUGGCCUUCAUGCAGGGCGGCUGUGAGCUGAAGAAGAUCCGGCCCAACUCCAGGGUCUACUGCCGAUUCUACACGCUGGACCCCGACCUCAGCUGCCUGCGCUGGGAGCCGUCCAAGAAGGACAGCGAGCGCGCUCGGCUGGACGUCUCCAGGGUCCGGGAGGUCCGCACGGGGAAGAGCACCGAGACCUUCCUGCACAACGGCCCCCUCACCGAGCACCUGGCCGAGGAGGCGGCCUUCUCGGUCAUCCACGGGGAGGAUUACCAGUCUCUGGACCUGGUGGCGUUGUCGGCGGACGUGGCCAACAUCUGGGUGACGGGCCUCCGCUACCUGUUGGCCCACCCCUCGGUCAUCGGGGCCGGCGGGAGGGAUGGGGGCCUGUGUGAAGGAGCGGGCGGCUUGGCGGUGGACGGCAGCCCGGGAGGGAAGAUGAGGAGCGAGUGGCUGGCGGCGGAGUUCGCCCAGGUGGACGAGGACGGCUACGGCAUCGUGUCGGAGGACGUGGCCGUCGGCACCAUCUGUAAACUCUGCCCCGGCAUCAAGGAAGCAAAGGUGCGCCUGCGCUUUAAGGAGAUCCAGCGCAGCAAGGAGAAGCUCACCUCCCACGUGACCCGAGAGGAGUUCCACGAGGCCUUCUGCGAGCUCUGCACCCGCCCGGACGUCUACUUCCUGCUGGUGCAGCUGUCCAAAGACCGGGAGUGUCUGGACCCGCAGGACCUGCGUCUCUUCCUGGAGACGGAGCAGGGCUUGUCCCUGGCGACCGCGGAGGGCUGCUGGGAGAUCCUGCGGCGCUGCGAGCCCUCGGCCCAGGGCAAGGAGAAGGGGCUGCUGGGCCUGGACGGAUUCGCCCGCUACCUGCAGUCUCCGGAGUGCCAGCUGCUCGACCCGGAGCACCUGGGGGUCUGCCAGGACAUGAACAUGCCUCUGUCCCACUACUACAUCAGCACCUCGUACCGCUCCUACCUGCUGGAGGACCAGGUGCACGGCAGAGCGGACCUCGGAGGGCUGAUCAGGGCUCUGCGGUCCGGCUGUCGCUGCGUGGAGCUGGGAGUGACCGACGGCCCGGAGGGGGAGCCCCUCCUCGGGGUCGACCACGGGCCGGACAUCCCCCACCAGCACCACCACCACCACCACCACCACCAGCACGCGCCCGUCACCCUCCGCUCUGCCCUGGAGGUGGUCAGCAAGUACGCCUUCCUGACCUCGCAGUACCCGCUCUUGGUGUACUUGUGCCAGCGCUGCUCCCCCGGCCAGCAGCGCACCAUGGCGCAGCAUUUAAAGAAAGUGCUCGGCUCCCGUCUCUACAGGCCGGAGCCCCCCCUCGCUGACCCGGCGGGGCGAGCCACGGCCUUGCUUUCAGCGGAACAUUCUAGAGGACGUCCCCUGAUUUGAAUAUGAAGCAUUCUACAAUAGCAGUUCAUCUCCUAUGAUAAACUAAAAAGUCAGUGCCGGGAGAUGGCCCUACCUGUCGAGUAGGAUUUGGGCGUGGUCAUAUCGGUGCCUCCGCCCUCUCAGCCCAGGAAGCUGCGCCUCCACAAGGAGCUGUCGGACCUGGUGGCGAUCGCUCGCACGGGCAGCCGCGGCUUCUACGCCCAGAGGGCCGGCAAACAGGCCCAGCAGGUGUCCCCGCCCAGCAGCCCCUCCUCCCCCGGCCCGCCGCCGCCGCCGCCGCCUUCCGAGGCGCCUUCCUGGACGCUGUGCUCCCUGGGCGAGGGAGAGGCCGGGCGCCUGACCACGGAGAGCCCGGAGGACCUGGUGAUGUUCACCAAGCGCACCCUGACGAGGGUGCGGCCCAGCUCGGUGCGUCUGGACUCCAGUAACCCCAACCCGCAGGGCUACUGGAAAGGAGGCGUCCAGCUCGUGGCCUUGAACCAGCAGACCCCCGGCGCCAUGCUGGACCUCCACAGGGGUCGCUUCUCCCAGAACGGCGGGUGCGGCUACGUCCUCCGGCCGGCCGUGAUGAGGGACGAGGUGUCCUAUUUCAGCGCCCACACGCAGGGCUGCGUGCCGGGGGUGCCGGCUCAGACUCUACGGAUCAAGGUGAUCAGCGCCCACAACCUGCCCAAGCCUCAGGGAUCGGGGGCGAAGGGGGAGGUCAUUGACCCCUACGUGGUCCUGGAGCUGCACGGCGUACCGGCCGACUGUGCCGAGCAGCGCACGCGCACCGCCGCUCAGAACCAGGACGACCCGCUGUUUGACGAGACCUUUGAGUUCCAGGUGAACAUGCCGGAGCUGGCGCUGCUGCGCUUCGUGGUGCUGGACGACGACUACAUCGGGGACGACUUCAUCGGCCAGUACAGCGUGGCCUUCGAGUGCCUUCAGCCCGGCUACCGCAACGUGCCCCUGCUGGGCAUGGCGGGAGACCCCCUGCCGCACACCAGCCUGUUCGUCCACGUGGCCGUCACCAACCGGGCGGAGGGCGGGAAGGCCCAGCGCCGCGGCCUGUCGGCGAGGAGGGUGGGGAGGCGGGGCCGGGAGUACGUGGCGCUGAGGCACACCGGCAUCAAGGCGGUGGACGAGAGCUUCAAACCGGCCGGCGCCCCCCUGAGGGAGGCCACGGACCUGCGGGAGGAUGCUCAGAGCGCCACGGCCAGCUUCAAGGAGCAGUGUGGGCUCCCCUCUGUGGCCAAGCUGAAGCAGUGCAUCCAGAGCCUGACCACCAGGCUGCAGGGCCCCGAGGGCGCCAUGGGGGCCGCCAUGGUGCUGAGGGAGGGCUACCCGUGUCUGGAGCCGCUCGUCGGCCUCGCGGAGCCGACGCGCAAACUGCUGGCCGCCUACGACGCGAUGAUCGCCGCCCAGAAGCAGCUGAUUGAGAACGCGGACGGCGUCCAGGAGAGGAUCGCCCACGUGCAGAGAGAAGGAAUGGACUUCCACGAGGAACUCUCCCGGCUCGGCGAGAAGGAGGGGCUGAAGGGACGCAAGCAGAGCAAAGCGGUGGAGAGUUUCACCUGGAACAUCACCGUGCUCAAGGGUCAGAACGACCUGCUGCGCGGCGCCCAGAUGGACUCCCUGGACGCCCUGAGGCAGCUCGCUCUCGCCUGCGAAGCCUGCGGACUCGCCUCCGACCCCUCGGCCUCCGCCGAGCUGCACCGCUCCUCCUCCCAGCCUCCGUCCGGGCGCAGGAGCAGCACGCACGGCAACGGGCGCGUCUGACGAGGAGGAGGAGGAUGAGAGGGUGGGGGG
Molecule: messenger RNA, 4025 nt
Organism: Gasterosteus aculeatus aculeatus (three-spined stickleback)
Lineage: Eukaryota; Metazoa; Chordata; Actinopteri; Perciformes; Gasterosteidae
Source: RefSeq, a predicted model, not a curated record